AUUCUUCGUAAAUUUCUCGUCUACAGGCAUUUCUCUCUCUCUCUCUAGAUCGGGCUACCUCGGUCCCAUCGAUCAAUACCAGAUUUGCCAGUACCUCUCUAAAACCACAUAAAUAAGCAAACUCGCACUCACAAGUCACAACAGAACAUACGAACUGGGUUUUGGAAGGGGGAGACUUGAGAAACAGAGAGAUGCUGAACGUCUCCUGCAAUGUGAGCAAUGGUCAGAUUCACGCCCUAGCCCAAUGCGCUUUUCUGGGUCGUUGUACUUCCACUCUCCGGAUAAACGACGCCAUUUGGUGCCGGCCACUUCGUAAACCUCCGGUUCUGGUCCGGGCUGUCUUGUCGGAGCGGGGUGGAGCAGGAAGCUCCAGCGGGGUCUUGGGGUCGGACAGGGUGGUCGGAUCCGGGUCCGCGAGCCUGGGGGACCGGUUGAGGCUGGGAAGCUUGACGGAGGACGGGUUGUCUUAUAAGGAGAGGUUCAUAGUGAGGUGCUAUGAGGUUGGGAUUAACAAAACCGCUACAGUUGAAACCAUUGCCAAUCUCUUGCAGGAAGUUGGAUGCAACCAUGCUCAAAAUGUAGGAUUUUCCACAGAUGGUUUUGCGACGACCCCCACCAUGAGGAAAAUGCAUCUCAUAUGGGUGACUGCUCGCAUGCACAUUGAAAUCUACAGAUACCCUGCUUGGAGUGAUGUAGUUGAAAUUGAAACUUGGUGCCAAGGGGAUGGAAGAAUUGGAACUAGACGUGAUUGGAUAAUCAAGGACUAUGCUACCGAUCAAGUAAUUGGAAGAGCAACAAGCAAGUGGGUUAUGAUGAACCAAGAAACCAGACGACUUCAGAAAGUUAGCGAUGAUGUCCGGGAAGAGUAUUUAGUUUAUUGCCCACGUGAACUCAGAUUAGCAAUUCCAGAGGAGAAUAGUACUAGCUUGAAAAAAAUACCAAAACUGGAAGAUCCUGCUCAGAAUUCUAAAGUGGGACUUGUGCCUAGACGAUCUGAUCUGGACAUGAACCAGCAUGUUAAUAACGUCACCUACAUUGGAUGGGUUCUAGAGAGCAUGCCACAAGAAGUCAUUGAUAGCCAUGAACUGCAAACCAUUACCCUAGAUUACAGACGGGAGUGCCAACAUGAUGACCUAGUUGAUUCACUUACCACUGUGGAACCAGUUGUGGAUGCUACAGCAGUUUCUGAGCUUCAAGAAAAAAAUGGGUCUGCUGAUGUAAAGGAAUACAAAGAAGAUUUGCCUCAGUUUUUACAUUUAUUGAGAUUGUCAGGUGAUGGGCUUGAAAUUAACCGAGGACGCACUGUGUGGAGAAAGAAACCUGCCAGAUGAUUUAAUUUGGUCGGCUCCACCUUUUCUAGAUCUCAAAGUUUUUCAUGUUCUGUCGUCAUGUUUUCCCCUUUUCUGCUCCAAAGGAAUUUUGCUCCAACAUAAUAAUUAUCAUAUUUAAUGGCUCUUCGUGUAAAAAA
Molecule: messenger RNA, 1468 nt
Organism: Juglans regia (Persian walnut)
Lineage: Eukaryota; Viridiplantae; Streptophyta; Magnoliopsida; Fagales; Juglandaceae
Product: oleoyl-acyl carrier protein thioesterase 1, chloroplastic-like
Exons: 7
Coding region: 192-1331 (379 amino acids)
Biological process (GO): fatty acid biosynthetic process
Molecular function (GO): acyl carrier activity; fatty acyl-[ACP] hydrolase activity
Source: RefSeq, a predicted model, not a curated record